GAUCAAUUGUUGGGUUGGGUAGAGAAUUUCCUCUCGUAUACUCUAUAUACAGGCAUCAGCAAACCUUUCUCCCCAAGAAAUCUGGAAAUUCGAUUUAUAUCGCACCAACCAAAUAACAUUCAAUUGAAGGAUUCCAAUUUUAAUUUGAUCCGGAGAGAGAGAGAGAGAGAGAGAGAGAGAGAGAGAGAGAGAGAGGGUUUUGGAGUUUGAGGGAUGGAUUUCGAGUUCAGAAGGGCGAGGGAGAAGUUGGAGAAGGAUCAGAGGGAGAGGAAAGAGAGAGCGAAAUUGAAGUUGGAGAGAGAGCGGAAGGCUAAAGAAGAGGCCGUUCGCCAGCGCCAAGCUAUAGAAGCGGCUCAGCGAGAGCGCCGUCUCGUCGCCGCUGAAGCCGAAGCGAAGGCAAAUCAGCUAGCAGAAGAAAGUUUACUUGCUGGUCGUGGUGUCAACUUUGCUAGGAUUUUAGAAGCUGUUCCUUAUGAGGGUAGUGGGGAUAAGAUCAAAUUACCACCUUCCUGUUUCACUGAAUUGUCUGAACAAGGAGCUUUCGACAAGGGACCAUUGCAUUUCUCUUUAUCUGUGAUUCAUCAGGAGGCUCAUUUGGGUGCAGACAGUGCUCAAAAAGAAUUGUUGAGAAAGACACAUGCUGGUGUCCUGGAGUUCACUGCAGUAGAGGGUUUUGUAGCGCUUCCUGUGCACUGUUGGAGUAACUUAUUCCCUGCAGCUGCUCUAAGUUCCGCUAUGGUAGAAGUCCGUUAUGUUUGGCUUCCGAAAGGAACCUAUGCAAAACUUCAAUCGGUUGAAUUUGGAUUUUCUGACAUUCCCAAUCACAAGGCUGUCCUGGAGACGGCCCUUCGCCAACAUGCAACGCUUUCCCAAGGUGAUAUGCUGACCGUUAAUCAUGGUGUCCUGACAUAUCAUUUGCGCGUUCUUGAGUUGAAACCUUCUUCCAGCAUAUCAGUUCUAGAAACAGAUAUUGAGGUUGACAUUAUGGGUCCGGAGUCUGCAGAAAGAGGAAACCAGCAUGUGCUUAAACCUCUCAUCCUUGGAAAGCCUGAGUCUGGAGUUGUUGAUGAAGGAAACUACGUGUACUAUAAGUUCUCUAUAGAUGACGAUACUUGGAAUAAAAUUUCUUCCAAGGUUGCAAAAUUUGUGGUUAAUCUAGAGUCACAUACACAAGAUGGAGAUAUUGACCUGUAUGUUUCCAAGCAUCCUCUUCUGUUUCCUACACAGCACCAGCACAUGUGGUCAUCACACGACGUGGGUUCAAAGGCUUUGGUACUUGGUGUCGAGGAUCAAAAUUUUGGAUCUGGCACUUACAGUGUUGCUGUAUAUGGCUUCAAAGGGACAUCAAACUACCUGGUGUCAAUAACUGUUCAAGAUGUUUCCAGACAGAAGUUGGGCCAGCAUGCUGCAUCCUCAUCAUUUGCUGAGGUAGACACUGUAGAAUGCCGGAACUGUAAACGUUAUGUACCAUCAAGGACCAUUGGACUUCAUGAAGCUUAUUGUAGUAGACAUAAUAUCAUUUGCAAGCAUACUGGUUGCGGGGUUGUUCUUAGGAUUGAGGAGGCUGAGAGCCAUGUCCACUGUGAAAAAUGUGGUAAAGCUUUCCAACUGGGGGAAAUCCAGAAGCACAUGAAAGUGUUCCAUGAGCCACUUUAUUGCUCUUGCGGAAUUGUUCUUGAGAAGGAGCAGAUGGUGCAACACCAGUCUUCAGAUUGCCCCUUGCGGCUUAUUACAUGCCGAUUCUGUGGAGAUAUGGUUCAAGCAGGAAAUUCUGCUACCGAUGCACGGGACCGAAUUAGAGGAUUAUCAGAACAUGAGAGCGUUUGUGGAUCUAGAACUGCGCCAUGCGAUUCAUGCGGGCGGUCGGUGAUGUUGAAGGACAUGGAUAUUCACCAGAUUGCAGUACAUCAAAAGAACUAGUCUUAAUUUCUUAUGUUGGUUGAUUUGUGUUUGUGGGCCAAAAUUCAUGAGCUUUGAAUAUUUGACGGCCUUAGCUUUGUCGACAUUGGCUUGACGGCGCUGUCAGGUAUGAUUUAAAACAUGAAGGACUUCUUACCAUCCUAUGUAAUUUGUAUAUUCUUGUGUACAUUUUGUGAUUCUAAGGCUUUCUUUUUGCUCAAAAUCAUGUCCACAGAGCUGUGCUGCAAUAGAAUCCACUUUCAUGUCUUUUA
This is a messenger RNA of Sesamum indicum (sesame), 2171 nucleotides long. RefSeq names its product Ubiquitin fusion degradation UFD1 family protein. Gene Ontology annotation, cellular component: VCP-NPL4-UFD1 AAA ATPase complex. Gene Ontology annotation, molecular function: polyubiquitin modification-dependent protein binding. NCBI's taxonomy places the organism in Eukaryota, Viridiplantae, Streptophyta, Magnoliopsida, Lamiales, Pedaliaceae. The record is from RefSeq and is a predicted model, not a curated record. Gene Ontology annotation, biological process: ubiquitin-dependent protein catabolic process; ERAD pathway.